UGUUUCCGGAAAUACGUCACUGCUGUGCGCCAUAAGACACUAUUAGAUGUUAGAGGGGUGAAAAAAACUGUGACGAAAAAAUAUAUAAUUUCUUAAAGCGUAGCUUCUGUGUUUUGGAAAGAUCCCAGCCAUGGCGAUGCAAGCAGCGAAGCGAGCGAAUAUCCGCUUACCUCCUGAGGUGAACAGAAUACUGUACAUCCGCAACCUUCCAUACAAGAUCACAGCAGAAGAAAUGUAUGAUAUUUUCGGGAAAUAUGGACCAAUCCGACAAAUUAGAGUGGGGAACACACCGGAGACCAGGGGAACUGCCUAUGUAGUCUAUGAGGACAUCUUUGAUGCCAAGAAUGCCUGUGACCACCUUUCCGGAUUCAACGUGUGCAACAGAUAUCUGGUUGUUUUGUACUACAAUGCCAACAGAGCAUUCCAGAAAAUGGACACAAAGAAAAAAGAAGAGCAACUAAAACUCCUCAAGGAGAAAUACGGCAUAAACACGGACCCCCCAAAGUAACACAGACUCCUCAAGUGAACCCUUUUAAACAAAAAAAAAAAAAAAACUUUUACUGCUGAAGUAUUGAGCUGUUAUGUUUUCUUUUUCCUAUUAUAAAGUUUUUUGUGCAUGUGAUCACUUGAUGAAGAUUUAUUUGGCAUGUUUGCUCAUUUAAGUGACAUGACUGACUUAUUUGUUUUAUUUUGAAUAAAAGAAUAAAUCAUGCA
Messenger RNA from Clarias gariepinus (North African catfish), 714 nucleotides. RefSeq names its product splicing factor 3b, subunit 6 (gene sf3b6). Bases 131 to 508 code for a protein of 125 amino acids. Gene Ontology annotation, molecular function: mRNA binding. NCBI's taxonomy places the organism in Eukaryota, Metazoa, Chordata, Actinopteri, Siluriformes, Clariidae. Gene Ontology annotation, cellular component: cytoplasm; ribonucleoprotein complex; nucleus. The transcript is spliced from 4 exons. The record is from RefSeq and is a predicted model, not a curated record.